Molecule: messenger RNA, 459 nt
Organism: Scedosporium apiospermum
Lineage: Eukaryota; Fungi; Ascomycota; Sordariomycetes; Microascales; Microascaceae
Product: YjfJ protein
Exons: 2
Coding region: 1-459 (152 amino acids)
Source: RefSeq, a predicted model, not a curated record
AUGAGCUUCUCAGCCGGGCAAAAAGACUCUGAAAAGCGUCUCGGCGACGCCACCGAUAUCCCCCCUUCCCUCUCCGACCUCCACUGCUUUACCGAGACUGACGGCGUCAUCACAACAACCAUGUUCGACAUCACAGGCUACCGCAUCGUCAAAGUCCUCGGCGCAGUCUACGGCCUCACCGUCCGCUCCCGCAACUGGGCCGCCUCCUUCGGCAUGGUCCUCAAGUCCGUCGCCGGCGGCGAGCUCCGCUGGUUCACCUCCAUGCUGUACAGCUGCCGGAACGACGCCAUCAGCCGCGUCGUCGCCGAGACCAAGGCCCGCGGCGGAAACGCCGUCAUCUGUUUGAGGUUCGACGCUGGUGAUUUGGGCGGGUUUGCGCAGGUUUGCGCAUAUGGGACGGCGUGUUUGGUGGAGAAGAUUGAUGAGAGUGCCGCUGAGGUGCCGCAGCUUGCGAAGUAG